Cladocopium goreaui is the source of this 719-nucleotide messenger RNA. The record is from the annotation of a GenBank genome assembly. NCBI's taxonomy places the organism in Eukaryota, Dinophyceae, Suessiales, Symbiodiniaceae.
UGAUAGGGGCCAGGGGCCCAUCACUGUCGGUGAUGGUUGGCGACAUCUUCGACUGGGGGAACGACCAGCAAACCACAUGUUUCAUGAAAAAAGACCCAACAUGGGAGGAAAUCUCUGUGCAGGCUAUGCAAAUGUCUGAAUGCCUUGAUGUGGCUGAACCCGGACGAAAAUGCCUGGAGCGAAGGGAGAUGAUCUUGGUGUUGCCAUUAUACACCCAGGUUCCAGAACUUGUUUCUGCGGAAAGAAUCGAUGAACGCCCUAUUAAAAGGACAAUUUGGAGGUAAACGGCAUAGUUUUCCCUGUGCAUCUGAAUCAUAAUCAUUUGGAAGAAAGAACCAAUAUUUAAGUAUAUUGAAUAUGAACCCAUGGUGUUUCCUCUACAUUGCUAAAUGAUCCAACUUUCCCGUUGGCCCUGCGACCUGUCGCCAGGCCUGCAUCCCAGGCUGGUGGAAAUUCUCCGCGGCCGGGUUCAGGUGUCGCGCAUCGUGUACAUCAGUUGCAAUGCUGAGAGCAUGGCCGAGGACAUCGCCAAGCUUGGCACUUCCACCGAGGAACUAGCAGAUGACUUCAUUCCAACCAGAGCAGUUGCUGUGGACUCCUUUCCUCAAACGAUCCAUGUGGAGGUGAUUGCCUUGGUGGAGCGAGCGUCUCGUGUCCCAGACAGGACGGAGGCUGCGCCGGUGCAGGCUGAGGAAGCUGGAACCCCUGAGCCGCGGUGA